Molecule: messenger RNA, 687 nt
Organism: Verticillium alfalfae VaMs.102
Lineage: Eukaryota; Fungi; Ascomycota; Sordariomycetes; Glomerellales; Plectosphaerellaceae
Exons: 2
Coding region: 1-687 (228 amino acids)
Biological process (GO): resolution of meiotic recombination intermediates
Molecular function (GO): single-stranded DNA binding; single-stranded DNA 3'-5' DNA exonuclease activity
Source: RefSeq, a predicted model, not a curated record
AUGACGCUUGGUACUUACGCUAAGACUGGGCACGACGCCGUCCGUGGCGUCAUGCUUCUUGUUUGCGUCAGCAGCGUUGGUAGGCGCCGGCAGGUGAAGAAGGCUGGAAGAGACGAGUUCCUCGAACUCACAGAGGUAAUUGUGUGCGACAAUACCGGGAGUAGUGUCUUCACUUUAUGGGAGGACAAAAUCAACUCGGCUCGAGCAUGGACACCAAACAAGACUAUUCUGCUCAUCGUGAACCCCAAGCAGCAGGACCGUCGCGGUAGCGGUGGUCAGAUCACUAUCAGCAUCGACAACGCUACGUUGGUUGACGUAGAGCCCCGAGGCCCCGAUGCCGACUGGCUUCGAAGAUGGGCAAAGAACCGACUGAAGAAAGAGGCUGUGUGUAUAGGAUUCCCGGACAACGUGUGGAAUGCGGAGGAAGCUGUCAAUGGCCCCAUCCGUGCCUUGUUCACUGUUGCUGCGGUGGACGAAUUUGUCCGCAGCGAUCCUUAUUUGAAGUUUACUGGCAAACUCAGUCUCGUCAUUGUGGAUAUGGAAUUGACCAUUGUGGAGUGCCCCUUUAUGCCAACAUCAGCAUGGCUACGUGCCAACACUGCCGGUCCCCUCAGCAUCUGUCUUUCAACCCUCGGAUCAUGGGCACGUUGGUGGAUGAAACAGGCUGCAUCGAGAAGGGCAAACUGA